AUGACAUGCUUUGUUCCUGACGAGGAUGUACCGUUGAAAGCCAAUGGUUCCUUGAACUCAAAACAUCUACGAAUAGAUUAUGAACAAUAUAAAAAAGUUCCUAGGGAAAGUGACUAUGAUGCAGAGAUGUCUCGAAUCCUGCAUAAUUGGUUAGCAAAGGUACACGGUUUUGAAAUAACUAGCCAAUGGCACUUGGAAGAGUCGUUAACGAUGGGAAUUACCAUCACUAUUAUAGUGAUUUGGUAA
Messenger RNA from Funneliformis caledonium, 246 nucleotides. The record is from the annotation of a GenBank genome assembly. NCBI's taxonomy places the organism in Eukaryota, Fungi, Glomeromycota, Glomeromycetes, Glomerales, Glomeraceae.